UGGUGUGAGUCCAUGAAUCUUUGUCCAUGUCAUGAGCUUCCUUUAUAAAUUGGUGAUUACGAAACGUUAGGAAUUUCUUAGAGAACAUUUCCUGCAAAUCAAUGGCUCUCAACAAAGACAUCAAUAACUAAGCUAGAUGCCUGUGUCUGGUUUCUUCAAGUUCUUUUGGUGUUAGGUUCUAUCUCCUAUCUAAUAUGGCGAUGUUUAACUCCUAAAGAUCUUCUACACUAUUACUGGAGUCUGUAUUCCAUCCUUAUUUCAGAACCACAAAGUUAGUCCAAACGCCUCUAUUAUCCUCCAACUUGAAAUUUUCAACCCUAACAAAGGCUUUGACAUCUACUAUAAUGAUAUCUAUAUAGCCUUGCAUUACAGGGACUCCAUUAUUGGUAACAAGUCUCUUCACGGGUUUUAUCAGGGCUAUAGAGAGAAUAUCACAUGGAAACUGCGAGUUAAUCCAGGCCAAAAGUUCUGGUUUUGGAGAGGAACUAGAGGAAGGGCUAUGGUUUUCAGAGCCCAUAUGCCAAUUGGUUUUGAUGGCAGAUAUCUGCGGAACAUGAAUAUAAAGCUACAGAAAUAUCGACAAAGCUAGACGGACGAGAAAGGGAAUUAAAAUGAAUAUAUAUACUGUCAAGUAGUCGAAUUUGCUGGGUAUGUCCCCACUUCUGUGGAGGUAAGAUUGGAUAUAGUGGAGGUAGGGAAGAGGAUUGCUAAUCUCAUGAUGCAAAUCCUAUCUUAUUUAUUUUAGGAAGAUUCUCUCUUCCUUGAUGAUUUGUUCAUUGUUUUGCUUUUGUUAUUAAACCUCUUAGAAUCCCACUAGACUGAAACAAAGAAAAGCUACAAAUUGUUAAAUCCUUUAAAUUAGUUUCCUGUAUGUACACCUGAAGAAGUAAAAAUAUUGAUCCGAAGCAAAGCAUAUUGUACUUGAGACUUUGAUAACAUGCAUUAACCUGUGUAGUAAUAUAUUCCCCUUGUAACUUGUCUCCUUCAAGGGAAAGUUUAAAGCUUCUAACCUUUCUUUGCACUCAAAGCACUAUUGCAUUUCAAGAAAAUGGAAGCAUACCCAUUUUAUGCUUACAAAACCUCUCUGAAUAUAUCUCCACAAAGAUAAUAAUAAUGCGUGAUUCCAAAAACUUUUACUUAUGGCUUCUUCAAAUUAUAGGCCUCUUAGGUCUCCUUGCUCUUUGUUUAUGGCUAAGUUUACGUCCAAAAGAACCUACCUUCAGCAUCGUUGAGUUCUCUGUUCCUACCCAGGACUCUUCUGCUUCUGAGGAGGAUGGCACCCUCAGUUAUACCCUUGAAAUUAGCAAUUCAAACAAGGACUCCAGUAUCUACUAUGAUGAUAUUUUGUUGAUAUUCCAUUUUGGGGAGGAUACGGUUGGAAAGAACAAAAUUUCUGCUUUUCAUCAAGGAAAGAAUAAAAAAGUUAGAGAAAUGAACCAUGUUGAUGCUACUCAGCAGGUACGGCGAGCCCUUCUCAAUGCAAUUUCUGAUGGAAAGGCCGAAUUGAAGCUUGAUGUAUCAACUAAGAUUCAGUAUAAUACUUGGGGUGUCAAGAAUAAGCAUCACGGAGUCAAGUUGCAAGCUACUGUUCCAGUUGGUUCAGACGGAAGGAUACUAGGUAAGAAGAAGAAGAUUAAACUACACCACCAAUCCAAGAAAUGGAAAAUAAGGGCUACUAGAUUUCUUUGAGUUACUCUACAUAUUUUAUCUUGCUCGUUAUCGUGUUUGUUUCAAUGGAAGGGUUAAAAAAGAUCAUGACAAGCCAAAAACAGAAUCACGCAUUCUGCUGCUUUUCAUAUUGGCUGUGAAAUGGAAGCGUAGGUAUUGUAUUUUUCAGAUUAGAAGGGUGACUCAUUCAAUUGUGCAUUAUUGUUCUUGAAUAUUGAGUUAUAUUGAUUCCAAAGUGUAUUAA
This is a messenger RNA of Jatropha curcas, 1912 nucleotides long. Its product is annotated as protein NDR1. The record is from RefSeq and is a predicted model, not a curated record. NCBI's taxonomy places the organism in Eukaryota, Viridiplantae, Streptophyta, Magnoliopsida, Malpighiales, Euphorbiaceae. Gene Ontology annotation, cellular component: plasma membrane; plasmodesma. Gene Ontology annotation, biological process: defense response to other organism.